This is a messenger RNA of Triticum turgidum subsp. durum (durum wheat), 1368 nucleotides long. The record is from the annotation of a GenBank genome assembly. NCBI's taxonomy places the organism in Eukaryota, Viridiplantae, Streptophyta, Magnoliopsida, Poales, Poaceae.
AUGGCGGCCGCGCCCGGCGAUGAGGUUCCGACGCCUUUCGCGGCCCCUGUUCCUCCGGCCACGGCUGUUGCUGGCUGGUCCUCGCUACCGACCGACCUCGUGCGCCGCAUCGCCGACUGCCUCCUCGACACCAACGACGUCGACUGCUAUGUGGACCUCCGCGCCGUCUGCCACAACUGGCGCUCCGCCACCGACGACCCGAGGAGCGACGUCUCCGACCCCCGCUUCCACCCGCGCUUCUGGAUAGUCCUCGACGACGACGGGGCCUUCCAGAGCGACGACAGCCGGGUCUUGGUGAACACCGCCACCGGCCGCUUCCUCCGCAAGAAGCUCCCGCUGCCCCGCCACUACUACGUGGUCACCACCACUGUCAGCGGCUUCUUCGUCCUGGCCGACAGGAGCCCGCCUCACGCUGCUCGCGUCCUCAACCCUCUCAUAGGCGCCGUGGUCCGUUUCAAGGCGCCCCUGCCCCGGGACGCGUCCGUCGCCGUUUUCCUCUUCUGUGGCGGCACCUCGCACAAUCUCACCGUGCUCUGUGACUCAACUCGCAAGUAUUACACAGCAGUUCCUGAGAGCAAACGUUUCGCCCCCGUGACCACCAACGAUGUUAUGUACAAUUACAUGAGGAAGGCGGUGGUCGGCGGCGUGUACGCCAAUGGCGGCGGCUGGGCAUCGGUGGCGCAGUCUAAUGUCAUCAUGGAGAAAUUGUUCAAUUUGUCAGAGCAGCUUAAGGUCCAUUUCGUCAAGUUUUUCUCUGUCGACCCUCUUGGUCAUCGCGGCGAUGUCAGGUGUUUCCUACUGGAUUUUGGUGGAGAAGUCUUUUUCAUCACAAAGGCAUGGGGACGCGUUAUGGUUCUCGGCAUCGAACCAACGGAGAAACAGAUGCUCGCGCCUGUGGAGACCGUGGGCAGCAUCAGUGAUGGGAAAGAUGAGAGGGUGUUUGACGCCAUCGAUUUCGUCAAGGAGAACAAGCGGUUUGUCCCUGUCGGUGCCCGUCCUUUCACCAUCAUCCAGCUUCUCUCGAGCUACACCAUCAACCUCAGUGAUUCUGAACUGGCCUCAAAACAAAGCUCAUAUCAGACACAAUAUUUAGUUGCUGUUUCUAAGACGGGGUUUGUAGAUUCAGAUGUCCUGUUCUUAAUUUAUCAGCUUGUUGGAAUGGAUCUGCAUGGGCCUGAAGGUCCUGGAGGGUGGGGUCUGGGCGCACCUGGCGGGCCCAGUUACUUUGUUAAGAAAGCAAUGUUCAUUAUCCCUGUUGCUAUUCCUCGUGCAAUGGUGGAGUCCGCAACAUUAGGAGCGAUGCCUCUCCUCCCUGGCCUGACAGAUGAGAUCGUCAUUCGGAGAUCCUCGCCUGCCUGCACCCUAUAA